This is a messenger RNA of Centruroides sculpturatus (bark scorpion), 611 nucleotides long. RefSeq names its product thioredoxin-like protein 4B. Gene Ontology annotation, cellular component: spliceosomal complex; U5 snRNP; U4/U6 x U5 tri-snRNP complex. Bases 81 to 530 code for a protein of 149 amino acids. The transcript has 4 exons. NCBI's taxonomy places the organism in Eukaryota, Metazoa, Arthropoda, Arachnida, Scorpiones, Buthidae. Gene Ontology annotation, biological process: mRNA splicing, via spliceosome. The record is from RefSeq and is a predicted model, not a curated record.
AUAUACAGAGUGCACAGGGCGCUGAAGUCGAAUUUUAAACAUCUGUGAUUUCGGCGCGUGAAAAAUACGAUUUAAUUGUAAUGAGUUUUCUUCUUCCUGAAUUGAAAACAAAGCAGGAUGUUGAUGAAGCUAUUAAGAAAACCGAAGAUAAAGUUUUAGCAUUGAGAUUUGGAAGAAAAAACGAAUCUAGUUGUUUACGUUUGGAUGAUAUUUUAGCCAAAACAUCUCCUUUAUUAAGCAAGAUGGCUGAUAUUUAUAUAGUUGAAGUUGAAGAUGUUCCUGUAUAUACACAUUAUUUUGAUAUCACUUUAAUACCAGCUACAGUAUUUUUUUUCAAUGGACAGCAUAUUAAAGUUGAUUAUGGGACACAAGAUCAUACAAAAUUUAUAGGAUGUUUUCAAGAAAAACAAGAUUUUAUUGAUUUAAUAGAGGUUAUUUAUAGAGGUGCAAUGCAAGGGAAGUUGAUGAUAAACUCGCCCAUUGAUCGAACAAAAAUACCAAAAUUUGACCUUUUAUAUAAAGAUAUAUGAAAUUUCAAGAUGACGAUGAUGAAAUAUAAAGAUUUAUAUAAUGAUGAUUUACGAUAAUGAGGUUAGUCUUUGUAAUAAUUU